UGGCAUUUUCAAAGUUUGUGACGACUUUCACCAUGAUUCAUUUCAUACUAGCGCUGAAUAUCAGAGGACAAGUGAGACUCCAUCGUUUCUAUUGUUUCACCGACUCAGAACCGGAUGAAGGAGUAACAGGGAAACAAGGAGAACUUGGGAGAAUACCAAAGCCAGUAUUUAGAUUGGAAGGCAGUGCAAGCAAAUCAACUGCUUCCUAUCCUUUGGUCGUACGACUUGCGCCCAGUGUUAAUGCCGAAAUGACCAAGUCCAAUUCAUCAGAUGACUUUAAGAAAAAGAAAGUAGUAGAACGGACAAAGUCUUGGAACCUAUCACACGCAACCUCAGGUUCGGCUUUGAUAGAUUGGACUUCUGACUCUUCAGAAACGCUUAGCCACUCGGUGCCCACUUCCAAAGUCCUUGCAAAGAACGGAGAAAAGAAACAAUUGUCGGAAGAUAGUGUCGACUUGAUUGGUUUGUGGGCAUCGGACCAGGAACAAGGAAACAACACCCAUCGUUCGCGUUCUUCUAUCAACAACACAGAUAGUAAUCAAUCAAAGAACAACCAUAGAGAACUGGAACGUAGUACUAAGGAAAGUUUAAAGAAGCACUUUAUUUCGUAUCGACUUUCUGCAGACGUGGAAGACAAAAGCCCACUGACUCCUGCCAAGAAAGCCUUUAUCGAUCAAGUAUAUGCUCAAGUGGUUUCCAAAGAUUAUCAAAACUCACCCAAUUUUAUGAGCUUUCAAAAGUAUAAAGUCGUGUUUAGAAGAUACGCAAACCUUUACUUUAUUUUAGGAGUCGAUAGGGACGAUGAUGAAUUUGCCAUGUUGGAGUGGAUACAUUUGUGGAUGGAAGUCUUGGAUGAAUACUUUGGGGAUGCAACUGAGUUGGAUCUAAUGUACAACUUUUAUAAAUGUUAUAUUAUACUUGAUGAAAUGAUUUGUGGUGGAAACAUAAUAGAAACUUCGAAAGACGUAAUACUUACUCGACUAGCUCAACUUGAGAAGUUGGAGAAGUAAGAGAAUAGUUAUCUUUAUCAGUGGAGUUAUUGGUUUCUCAUAUGGUUGAACACUCCAACAAGUAUCAUAUCGUUACCAACAAGAGUUGCUUGUCUCCACUGAAAUUUUGUUUGUUGCGUAGCGUUGUGUGGAUAGUGAGUGCUUGGAAGUCCGUCUACCAGGAACAAUGGACAUACCGUAAGAACCAACAGAUCAAUCAGAGAGGGCUGAAGCACAAGAGAGCGAAUGAUUUGUGCUCCUCCUUCCACCAACACACUAGGACAAGAUUUUUGAUGAUUAUCGUCCCCCAAGUGAUAGUGCCACUUUAGUUGUCGAAAGAUAUAUUCUAGACAGAGUCCAUGACUAGUGGUAGAUAGUGGACAGGAGAAUACUUGUAUUCCAUGUUUUUCAAUUUCUUUUCUUUUUUCAGAUUCAUAGGCGGCUUCACUAGUAAACAAAAGAGGUCUACUAACAGUAUGGUCUCGAAGUAUCAAAGACGACUCCAUAGGUAUCUUUAAGGAAGAAUCCAAUAUCACAGGUAUAGGAGUGGUCGAAAUUUCGGCCUCUUGUGGGCAGUGUUGCGACUUGUUGUUUACUCCAUACCGCACAGUCAGUUGAGGAUUAUCCGUUAUUACAGUGCCUAUACCAACCAGUAUGUAUUCAUGACAGGCUCUGAGUUGAUGGGUAAAUAUAGUGCUUUGUAAACAA
This is a messenger RNA of Galdieria sulphuraria, 1697 nucleotides long. RefSeq names its product AP-2 complex subunit sigma-1 isoform 1. Bases 33 to 1010 code for a protein of 325 amino acids. Gene Ontology annotation, biological process: vesicle-mediated transport; protein transport. Lineage: Eukaryota; Rhodophyta; Bangiophyceae; Galdieriales; Galdieriaceae. The transcript has 3 exons. Gene Ontology annotation, cellular component: intracellular membrane-bounded organelle. The record is from RefSeq and is a predicted model, not a curated record.